This is a messenger RNA of Penicillium odoratum, 2226 nucleotides long. RefSeq lists its product as uncharacterized. Bases 1 to 2226 code for a protein of 741 amino acids. Lineage: Eukaryota; Fungi; Ascomycota; Eurotiomycetes; Eurotiales; Aspergillaceae. The transcript is spliced from 4 exons. The record is from RefSeq and is a predicted model, not a curated record.
AUGGCUUCCGACGCUCUCACGGAUCUGGAGCGUGCGCGUAAAGAAAUGCAAAAAAUUUACUUUGGAGGCAAAGCAUCCAAUCAAUUCGUCGACGAGAUCAAGAAUGCGGCUCUCUUCCAGUUUUCCUGGGGUGAGCUGUUGAGCGCAGCACCCACUGCCUUGAGUCUCAUGGGAUCUCUUUGGAUUGCAGCAUCGAGCGAAACCGCAGGUAAAAUCAUGUUGGACUCACAGCCUACUGGUGGAUUUAAAUAUCUGGUCAACAGAAAAGACAUGUCAUUGAGAAGUUGUCUUGUUGAGGUGGCGGUCGCGAGGCUUUCACAAUCGCUGGCGGGCACAUGGACGCACUGCAAAACCGCAGUCGUCGAAUCACGACAGAGAAGGCAAAUUAACAUUGUUUUUGCGCGGCUUGUUCCUUGUACCCGGGGCAAAUAUGAACUCGAAGACUUCAUGGAUGCUCUUCAAGACUUCUCGGAGGAAGCGAAGCAGUGUGCUACUCUCGCUACCGAGAUUCGGAUGGCUUUCAAUAAAUGGGGAAAGAUGGUCGGUGAACUCCACGCCUGUCUAGAGCAGGAGAGUACCAACACGAGCCUCAAACAAGACAUCGUCAAGGUAGACGCGCUUGUGGCCAUAAUCGACAAGAAAUUCGCGACAGCGGCCGUGGAAGACUCUAAGUUACAGGCCGAAGCGAUGCAGAAGCAGGUCCAGCGUGCUGAAAAGCGACUGGACAAUGCGCUGGAUAACUUACCAGGACCGUGGGCGCAGGUUGCUCAGGCUGCAGUCUCGGGCUUUGCUCAAGCACUUCCCUAUGUCAUGGGGGGAAUCCUUCCUGCCGUGCUCGCUGCUGCCAACCCAGCUAAACCUAACAAUAAUAACGCUCAGACCACUGAUUCGGCUGCAAGUUCGCCAGCAAUUACCGCGGCGGAUCCAGCUUAUGCUGCCGCUCUAGAAAUGAAGGAUUUCACGGCCCACUUCUAUGAGAACCUAGGGGGUGAGAAGGGAGAGAUAAACCUUGAAAAAUUCAGAGGCUCGGACAAGCCCACUGACGAUGCAGAUGGCGCCCAAAGUGACAACAGUUCCAUCGGGUACCUUAUUGGAACUCUCACCAACCAGCAGAAUUCCAUUGAAAAGACAAAUACCGAACCCAACAAGAAGCUGCACGCCUCUUUAAAUAGGUUGAUCAAGGUCGCCAAUGAUAUUCGCACUUUGUUGGGCAAAGGGAGCAGCAUUAAUUCCGAAAAGCUCGAUCCCAAAACUGUGAAUGAAUGGAAGAGCGAGGUCAAGACUGCAAUGAACGAUCUUCUAGCCCUCUCCUCCUCUGCCGUAACCAUGUCCUCAAUCAACUCGCCUGAGCUGAUCAAGAUCGACAUUUCGAAGCCCGAUCAUAGUGCGCAGGUGGCACAGGUGAACAGUGCCAUGCAAGCAGUACAGAUGACUCAAAGUGCUGUAGAAGCAGCGCAGAAAAACUAUGAUGCUGCUCUGGCUCGCCAGGCCAAUACUGCGGCUGCCAUGGCUGAGGUGGAAAAGCGCUUGGAGCGACUAAAGGAGAGCGCGAUCACCUUGGAAGAGAUCAAAGCCGUCUUGCGUGACUGCAUCAACGUCUUAGUUGAUCUGUCUGUGCAAUUUGGUAAGCUAGAGCGCUUCUUCACCAUGCUGACAACGGUUAUCGACCACGUCAUGUUGCCACGGGCGCAGAGCUUCGUCAAGGGAAUGAGCAAGGCCGGCGAACGCGCCAACGAGCGUGGAUUGGUCAAUGUGGACGAUAUUUCAAAGCAGAUUAUCUACACCUCCACUUUGCAAGUCAAGGCCUACUUCUCUCUUUUGGAGGACAUCUCCGGAAUGUAUAGCCAGGUGGAUCGCCACUACAUUGCCGACGGUGUUAAUCUCUGCUACAAGCUCUCAGAGAGUGCUGCCAGCAACGAGCCUAUGGAGGAGUUCCAAGCUGAACUCAAGAAGUACAGCGAAGAUAGUUCUAAAAAGGUCGCGCAGAUAGUCGAUGAGAAACAAAAAGAGAUUCUCAAUGGGCUUCGUGCCCGUGCCGAGAAGGCCUUGCAAUCCACCCUAAUCCUGGAGGAUACAAUUAAGCAAAGAGGAAUCAUCAUUAGCGACGAAUCCAAGAGCGCAAUUCGGGCAGGAGCUGAAGCAGCCAAAGCGAAAGCGAAGGAACUGCUUAAUCAGGAGCAAUGUGCCACUGGCGGAACCGAGGAUAUGGCGCUAGAUGAACUUUGA